AUGACAACGUACGAUGGGUAUCAUUACGGGAUUGUGAUAGAUGCUGGAUCAUCUGGUUCUCGAAUUCAUGUCUUCAGAUGGCAAGACAACGCUGCCCUGCUUGCUGAGAGCGCAAACGAGGAGUUGGUUCAUUCUGUUCCCCAGAUCUUUCAAGAUAAGGAUUGGACUCAGAAAGUGACACCAGGACUUUCUAGAUAUGGUUCGAAACCCCAUAAAGCAUUCUCGAAGCAUGUAAAGCCAUUGCUGGAUUUCGCCCGGGAAAUCAUACCAGAGAAUAAGAUCAAAGAGACGCCAGUAUUUUUGCAAGCAACAGCUGGUAUGAGGCUACUUGAACCAGAAAAAAGAGAUAAGGUGCUCAAGGAAGUAUGCAAGGGAAUUAAACACUCAACUGAUUUUUUGUUGUCAAGUUGCGAGUCUCAAGUUCAAGUCAUCGAUGGUGAGACCGAAGGUUUAUAUGGAUGGUUAAGUUUGAACUAUUUGCUUGGCCAUUUCAACAGCUAUGACCCAUCGAAGACAGAUCACUUUACUUUUGGUUUCAUGGAUAUGGGAGGCGCUUCCACUCAAAUAGCCUUUUCCCCUAGUGAUCGCAAAGAAAUUGAAAGACAUAGAGACAAUAUAGCGAGGAUCACUCUAAAAAGUGUCAAUGGAGAUUUACAAGAGUGGGAUGUAUUUGUGAGCACAUGGCUCGGGUUCGGAGCGAAUGAGGCGAGAAGGAGAUAUCUAGUUCAAAUGAUAAAUGGCUUGCCCGAGAACACUAAUUAUCAGGACAACGACGAUUACAGCACUCGGACUCUGACAGAUCCCUGUCUGCCGAAGAACUGCAUCAGUAAGUUCGAGUACAAAGACAAAGACUUUAAAUUUAUCGGCUCAGGCAACUUUGAACAAUGCUCAAAAUCCAUUUACCCAUUGCUGCUAAAAAAUUUACCGUGUAGCGAAGAGCCUUGUUUAUUCAAUGGAGUUCAUGCUCCUCAGAUUGAUUACUUCAAAGAUAAAUUUGUAGGGACAUCCGAGUAUUGGUAUACAGCAAACGACGUUUUUGACCUGGGUGGAACCUACAACUUUGAAGAAUUCAGCAAUCAUGUUAAAGAUUUCUGCUCCACUGACUGGGAAGUUAUCAAAGCAAACAGCGACAAGGGUUCUUACAACUCGAUAUCCCAAGAUCUCUUGGUAGACUCAUGCUUCAAGGCGAAUUGGGUCCUGAAUGUCCUGCAUGAAGGCUUUGAUCUUCCAAGGGUCGGCGUUGACAAGAUUGACAAGGAAGAUGGUGAGGAAGAGCAUCCACUAUUUCAAAGUGCAAUCAAUGUAAACGAAAGAGAAUUAUCAUGGACAUUGGGGCGCAUAUUGCUCUAUGCUUCUGCGGGAGUGGGAACCUCUACCAGUCCUUUCGUUGGUAUAAAGCCAAGCUCACAGAAGGUCCCUUUGUUAGACGAGCCAUUCAUCCCCGGAGGUUUAAUCGAAUCAAAAAAUGGUCAAAGCAUAAGGCCCGAUUUACAAAAGCUGGUUUUUUUCGUUACCGUUAUAAUUCUGUGCCUGGUAUUUGUACAAAGGACCUCAACUACGGGGAUCAAAUCUUUCUUCAGCAAUUUGAGACUAAAGACUUUAAAAAGCAGAUAUUUGGAGGUCGGUGAUCCUCAGAGCCAAUUAGAAGAAGGUUUCUACAGAAAUGAUAGCAAUCCACUUGAUGGUAAUAACGACACAAGCAGUUGCAAAUUCAGAAGCAAAAGUAUGUUUAACUUGAAUUCAGGCGAUGAAGCAACUGGGCGAAGCCCGUCCUAUCCAAUGCGCUUUGUCGCAGCGUCGACGUCUAGUAGCCCUACGCUGUCGCGCAUUCCUUCAACACCUCCCCUGCAACAACCAAAAACGCUCAGGCCAGCGUUCUCGCUCGCAGAUUUCUCGAAGUUUAAAGAUGGUAAGCUCAACGACUAG
Molecule: messenger RNA, 1926 nt
Organism: Torulaspora globosa
Lineage: Eukaryota; Fungi; Ascomycota; Saccharomycetes; Saccharomycetales; Saccharomycetaceae
Gene: YND1
Product: apyrase
Exons: 1
Coding region: 1-1926 (641 amino acids)
Biological process (GO): nucleoside diphosphate catabolic process
Cellular component (GO): membrane
Molecular function (GO): nucleoside diphosphate phosphatase activity
Source: RefSeq, a predicted model, not a curated record